AAUAUCGUAUCGAUUAUUCAUACCAUGAUUAAAACGGUCGCAAUUGCAAAUUUUCUUCCCGCUCUUGAAUACGUCAGAAUAUUGGGGGUGGUGACUUAAAUGGAGAAUUAUUUCUAUUGGUUGUAACUUCAUCUAUGGGGGAAAAGUCGAUGGUUUUAAUGGCAGGAGUUCACACUAGCAUUUGUUAUCAGUCAGGUGGUUUAGCUGGUACUUUUGUUGACAUUUCACUCUUCCCAAUUGAUACUCUUAAGACGCGCUUACAAAGUGAACAUGGAUUUAUGCGAUCAGGCGGCUUUACACAAUUAUAUAAGGGUGUAACACCAGUUAUAUUAGGAUCUGCACCUACUGCUGCUUUAUUUUUUGUUACAUAUGAAAAUAUUAAAAUGUUAUUAAAUGAAAGGGUUUCAUCCACAUAUUCUCCAUUUAUACAUAUGGGCUCUGCUUCAAUUGCUGAAAGUGUGUCUUGUUUUAUUCGUGUACCAGUUGAAGUAAUCAAACAAAGAAAACAAGCUCUUUUGUCAGAUCAAGGAAGAUUUAAUAUUAAGUUACUUUAUAGAGGUUAUUGGAGUACUAUAUUAAGAGAUAUGCCUUUUAGUUUAAUUCAAUUUCCAUUGUGGGAAUAUUUUAAACAAAUUUGGACUAAAUACGUUCACAGAAACGUUUAUCCUAUUGAAGGAGCUAUUUGUGGAGCUUUUGCAGGAAGUAUUGCUGCAGCAAUAACCACACCUCUUGAUGUUGUUAAAACAAGAAUUAUGUUAUUCAAUAAGAAUUCUUAUGAUUCAUCAAAAUUAUCAAUUUUCAAUGUAUUAUUUUUAAUAUAUGAAUCGAAUGGAAUUAAAGGUUUAUUUGCUGGUAUAUUACCAAGAACCACAUGGAUUACAAUUGGUGGAUUUAUUUUCUUUGGAGUUUAUGAUAAAUCAAAAUUACUCUUAUUGAGCUAAUAAAUUAUAAAGAAAUAUAUUUUUUAAUAUAAACAUAGUAUUUAUAAAAAUUUAUAAUCUAAAUCUUGCGACGUUGAUAACAAGGA
This is a messenger RNA of Ceratosolen solmsi marchali, 1027 nucleotides long. RefSeq names its product S-adenosylmethionine mitochondrial carrier protein homolog. The coding region runs from base 135 to 941 and encodes 268 amino acids. NCBI's taxonomy places the organism in Eukaryota, Metazoa, Arthropoda, Insecta, Hymenoptera, Agaonidae. The record is from RefSeq and is a predicted model, not a curated record. The transcript has 5 exons.